CAUUCUUACACAACAAUAUAUAGGCAGACUUAAUAACCACCCAUAAUAACUGCCCUAAAAACACUCAAACUGCCUGGUACACACAUGCACAUAUCAUUACACUCCCCUUAAAACAACCUUGCCCUCAAGGUUGUAUACAGAGAAAUUUUGACUUCGAUUUACAAAGUUUAAUCCAAUACAUAAGAAAAAACAAAAGAAAGAAAUCUGCAACGAAUGAAUUAUGCUACUGUAUGUGAUGUACUUGGAGUUUCAUAAGGAACUUCUGACGUUUCGGUGGAAGAAUAAAACAACCACAAAUCAUUUUAAAUGUGUUGUGACUGAAAAACAUUAGUCCACCCCUUGAGAUUCUUUGUCGAAAUUGAAAAGAAUCUUGCACAUGCUUUUGUUUUGUCAAUUGCAUCAUCUCUUCCGAAAUUUUCAUAACAUUUCCCUGAACAAUUCUUUUCGUUCCUUUGGUGGAACAAUAAAUGAUAACCAUUUGUUAUUGAUAAUGAUAAUUAGUAGAUAAUAAUAAAUAGGAUAAACCGUCCGACAAGAUCCAACGGCUCCGAUACUUUUGAUAUGUGCAAACAUAUCAUUCAGUGAACAAGGUGAAAUUAGAACGAAACUAUUAGAAAAGAAGGGACGACAUAUCAUAUUAGAAGCAAGACGAAUCAUAGAAUGAGAGAAGGAGAAUCAGAUAAGAAGCCAUUAAUCUAGGAUAUCACCAUUUUCAUAGAUACCUUUACAUUCUUACACAAUAUAAUAUAUAUAGGCAGACUCAAUAACCACCCGUAAAAACUGCCCAAAAACCACUCAAAACUGCCUGGGACACACAUGCACAUAUCAGCAGGCUUUGAAAUUUCUCUUAAAACCCCAAACUCUCACUUUCGAAAUUUGUCUUUCGUUCCCAUCAACUGCUUUCCAUCGUUGUCCUACUUUAACAGGCAAAACAACUAUGGAGGAAGAUACUAUAGUUGAUCAACCUCCGUUGUUCUCGAAGAAGAAGUUUACUCCAAAAGUUUCCGAAAAACCACCCCCAGUUAUAGAAAAUCCUCAACCUAAUGAACCCCUAGAAGUGGAAAAAUCAUGCGACCCUGAAUCGUAUACUCUUAGUUUCUCUGAUCUUGGUUUAGCUGACUGGGCUACUCGAACAUGCAAGGAGCUUGGAAUGAAGAAACCCACGCAAGUUCAACAUCACUGUAUUCCUCGAAUUCUUGCUGGGCAAGAUGUUUUAGGUUUAGCUCAGACUGGUAGUGGGAAGACAGCGGCUUUUGCAUUACCUAUUUUUAACCGCCUUGCAGAAAACCCCUAUGGUGUGUUUGCUUUGGUGAUAACACCUACUAGGGAGCUGGGAUACCAAUUGGCAGAGCAGUUCAGGGCACUUGGAGCAUCCUUGCACCUACGCUGUGCUGUUGUUGUUGGAGGAAUGGAUAUGAUCACUCAAGCACAAGCUUUGAUGCAACACCCACAUGUUGUGAUCGCAACACCAGGGAGGAUUAAAGUCCUCCUUGAACAGAAUCCAGAUAUUCCAUCCGUCUUCUCGAAGACCAAGUUUCUAGUUUUGGAUGAGGCUGAUAGAGUUUUGGAUGUUGGUUUUGAGGAGGAACUGAGUGCAAUAUUUCAGUACUUGCCCAAAGAUAGACAAACUUUGUUGUUUUCUGCAACAAUGACGGAAAACUUACAAACACUGCUUGAGGUUUCUGCAAACAAGGCAUACUUUUACGAGCAGUAUGAGGGAUUUAAGACUGUUGAAUCUCUCAAACAACAGUAUGUGUUUGUUCCGAAAAACGUGAAAGAUGUUUAUCUGCUGCACAUUUUGUCAAAAAUGGAGGACAUGGGCGUUCGCUCAGCCAUAAUAUUUGUUUCUACAUGCAGGAGUUGUCACCUUCUUAGUUUGUUACUGGAAGAACUUGAACAACCAGCAGUGGGAUUACAUUCACACAAGUCCCAGGCUCUAAGACUUUCUGCACUACAUCGAUUCAAAUCUGGUCAGACUCCCAUUCUGCUGGCAACAGACGUGGCUAGUCGGGGUUUAGACAUUCCAACAGUUGAUCUUGUCAUAAAUUAUGAUAUUCCGAGAUAUGCUAGAGACUAUGUUCAUCGUGUUGGGCGUACAGCUAGAGCAGGCAGAGGGGGGCUGGCUGUGAGCUUUGUCACACAGAUCGAUGUAGAUCUCAUUCAUGAAAUAGAGGCUGUCGUUGGGAAGCAGUUGGAUAAGUUUGAGUGCAAAGAAAACGAUGUUCUUGCUGAAAUUACUAAGGCAACACCUCUAUUGUUUACAAAGCUAAACGUAUUGCGACUAUGAAGAUGGAUGACGGAUUCGAACAAAAAGCAGAAGAACGAAAAGCCCAGAAACUAAAAACACUGUCAGAGAAAGGAUUGGUGAAAGAAAAGACUAGAAAGAGAAGAAGAAGCAAAAGUGCUUCUGCAGAAGAAUCAAAGUAGGAAAUUUUGUACCUGAGAUAAUAUUUUAGAGAAAGGCCUGCGAAAAUUGAUGUGUAGUACACACAUUUGCAAAAUUUUCUAAUUAUGAAGAAAUCUUUUGCGUAUU
This is a messenger RNA of Papaver somniferum (opium poppy), 2533 nucleotides long. RefSeq names its product DEAD-box ATP-dependent RNA helicase 36-like. The coding region runs from base 938 to 2287 and encodes 449 amino acids. Gene Ontology annotation, molecular function: RNA helicase activity; nucleic acid binding; ATP binding. Lineage: Eukaryota; Viridiplantae; Streptophyta; Magnoliopsida; Ranunculales; Papaveraceae. The transcript has 7 exons. The record is from RefSeq and is a predicted model, not a curated record.